This is a messenger RNA of Toxorhynchites rutilus septentrionalis, 936 nucleotides long. Its product is annotated as vesicle transport protein SFT2C. The transcript has 3 exons. Gene Ontology annotation, biological process: vesicle-mediated transport. The record is from RefSeq and is a predicted model, not a curated record. NCBI's taxonomy places the organism in Eukaryota, Metazoa, Arthropoda, Insecta, Diptera, Culicidae. Gene Ontology annotation, cellular component: membrane. Bases 165 to 782 code for a protein of 205 amino acids.
GCUGAUUCGUGUAAACAAUUCACUCAAUGCACAAGAGAGAGCAAGAUAGUAAAACGAAAACAUGAUACGUGGGUAGGCGGUGCAUCGUCUCGCAAAAACUAAUCACUGCAGUGUUUUGAUUAAUUUUCACAUUGAAAUAACAUAAUUCUAUUGACUACACAACGAUGGCUGAUCUCAAGAAAGACCUGGAUGAAUAUCUGCUGCUCCAAAGCGACCAGAAGAAGAACUUCAAACUGGAAAUGCCGAAGAUGCCUUCAAUAUCCACACCCGGGCUGGUGGGAAAACUAUUCGGAAAGAAUCAGGAACCUGAGGCGAACAGUUGGCUCAAGGACACCCAAGACAGUUGUUGUCCCAAGUUGAGUCGAAUACAGCGGAUUGUUGGCUUUGUGACGUGUAUGGGAUUGGGUGUAUUUUGCAUGACCGUGUCGACGUUUUAUAUUCCGAUGUUAAUACUCAAAGCAAGAAAGUUUGCUCUCCUAUACACGCUUGGAAGUCUUUUCUUCAUCAUGAGCUUCUCUUUCCUAAGUGGCUUCGGUACCACGUUCAGACAGCUAUUUUCGAAGGAACGACUUGCGCUUUCCAUCUCGUACAGUAGUUGUCUCGUCGCAACUUUAUAUUUCGCAAUGAUCGAACAGAGUACGGCCCUAACGGUUCUGUUCGCCGUAGCACAAAUCAUCUCCCUACUGUGGAUGAUCCUCGCUGCUAUCCCAGGCGGGAUGACCGGCAUUAAAUUUUUUGGCCAAAUGUUCCGGAGUUCGGUGUCGAACACGUUGCCGGUGUGAACGAAAAAAAACGCAAUUGAACCAAAAUUUGAUUAUUGCUGCUUUAGAAGUGACUGUCAGAAGUCAUAUCAGGGUGUGACCCAGAAUUGAAUAUGUAUCAGUAUAUUGAAGACUUCUUAAUGAAAGAAUAAACUAAAUUUUCACUGUCCAAGUA